Molecule: messenger RNA, 1536 nt
Organism: Eucalyptus grandis
Lineage: Eukaryota; Viridiplantae; Streptophyta; Magnoliopsida; Myrtales; Myrtaceae
Product: disease resistance protein RPV1
Exons: 3
Coding region: 1-1536 (511 amino acids)
Source: RefSeq, a predicted model, not a curated record
AUGAAAAAGUUGAGAAUGCUCAUUUUGCUUGGAGGACAUAUCUCUUCACAAGCUCAAGUACGUCUUCCUAAUGAGCUAAGAUGGCUUCAAUGGCCCAAUGCCCCGAAUCUAGAAUUUGGCUCUGGUCUAAAUAAACUUGAGAGACUCAACGUCCCGAAAAGUCAUAUCAAACAAUUAGGGGGCAACUCUCAGAAUUUUAGCAAGCUGAAGUCCAUCGAUUUCAGUGGAUGCGAGUCCCUGGUUAGUAUUCACGACCUAUCAUCGGCUCCAAAUAUGGAGAAAUUGAUUCUUAACUUGUGUGAGAACUUGGUGGAGGUUCACCCAUCCAUUGGAGAUCUUGUCAAGCUGGAAGUUUUGUCGCUACGUUCGUGCUCUAAUCUUAGAAAUUUUCCUAACACGCUGAAGACUAUAUCUCUUCAUACCCUUACGCUCUAUGGUUGCUCUAAACUUGAGAAGUUCCCAGAUAUAGACGGAAAGAUGGAACAUCUAAAAGCACUUGAUCUACGUGGGACAGCUAUUGAAGAACUCCCUGCAUCAAUUGAAAAUCUUGUCUCUGUGGAGUCGAUGACUUUAGCAUUUUGCAAAAACCUCAUGAGGCUUCCGUCGCACAUUUAUAAGUUGAAAAAUCUCGAGACCUUUGAUCUUGGGGGCUGCUCGAAUUUAAUUACGUUUCCAAAAAACAUGGAGGAUUCAACUAACCCUGAUGGCUGUCUGGGAUUCCGAAGACUACGCUACCUACGCCUUUAUGGCUGCAAUCUAUCAGAAGUAGAGUUCCUUGAGAGUUUUUCCAGUUUUUCCGCAUUGGAGUUUCUACACCUUGAAUAUAACAAGUUUGCUCAUAUGCCGACAUGCAUCAACAAGUACUAUUGUUUGCGCUCAUUGAAUGUUAGGGGAUGCGAGGAACUACAAGAGAUUCCUCAGCUCCCACCAAAUAUAGAUUAUCUAUUUGCAGAUUGUUGCAAAUCUCUGCAAAAACUCCCAGAUUUGUGGGGUCAGCCCUCCCGCACCUCGUUUGUUGACUUGGCUUCAUGUUGUGAAUUAUUCCGCAAAGGGGUCAGUAUGGAUGAUGUGGCUAAUGUGUCAUUACUCGAGAAACUGCCAAAGAUGAAAGUUGACGUCGACAUUGUCCUAAUUGGAAGAGAGAUGCCUAAAUGGAUUCUCCCCUGUGAAGAGGAUUCCAUAUCUUUCAUGGUUUCCCGGGACUUGUAUGACAAAUUCAAAGGACUAGCAUUAUGUGCUGUUCUCAGCCCGGAGGAAGGAAAAGUGAUCCGUUCAUGUGGUCUCACGGUACUUGUUAAUGGCCAAAGGGUGAUAGAGGGCACGAGAUGUCUUUUUGCGAUGGAAUCUGACCAUGUGUGGCUUAGUUGUCGGUUAAAGAGAUUUAAGGAUAGACUGCUAAAGGAUUGGAACCAUUUCCAAGUUUGCCUCAGAGCAGAGGAAGGAAGCAUAAAGAAGCGUGGAUUCCGUAUACUAAGCGAGAAAAAGGAGGAUGAUUUGAGGGUGGUGUUCCCAGCACCAUCAACUGAUAGAAAUUAA